CACAGUCGUACCCACAGACGCCACGCAAAUGACACCGGGACAACCUGUCUGCUAGAGUAUUGGGCUCCGGAUAGGACAUUUUUUUAAAAAUCACGUUUUUUCCAAUUAGAUGCCACAAUGUUGCCUUUCAAAAUAACUUUUGAGAGCGAGAAGCAGCAUCUGCAGGAGCUCAACGACAGACUUGGCCAGUAUCUUUCCAGAACGAAGCAGCUGGAGCAGGACAAUGCGUAUCUUAUCACUGAAAUAAAUAAACUUAGGCAAGGGAAGAGGGCGGAAUGGGAGCCGAAGCGCAUGAGUGAGGUGCGGGAUCUGAGGAGAAUGGUGGGGCUGCUGUCGUUUGAGAAGUCCCAGGCCGAGAUGGAGAGGGAGAAGCUAUGGCGGGAGUUGCAGAUGGUCCAGUCUCUGUGCAGCGAGCAGACUGGGGUGUGCAAGGACAUCAGUGGCGAGCUGAAAGGCUACGAGACGGAGCUUCAGCACGCUCACAAGACGAACGGUGAACUCCAGAAGCGUUUAUUUCAACUAGAGAACGAGUAUAAAAGCCUGGAGGAUGUGCACAGGCAAGAGAAGGAUCAUCUGCGGCGUCAGGUGGAGUCCCGGGUGGUACCCAUCAUUACGCAAACCUAUCGCGGGCCACCGGCGGCCUCCAUGGAAGAGGUGCAGGAGUACGCCCGCGGACUGUCCGAAGGGUGGAUUGAGACGGUUGAAAUGUACCAGCUGAAGGUGGAAGACAUGGAGCAGUCGAUUAAAGCCGACCAGGCGAAGCUGAGUGAUCUGCAGAGGGAGAAGAUGCGGCAUGCUACAGAGAUGGACAGAUUACGCACAGAGGCGGACAAACAAGGUCAGAUUCAAUUCUGUCUGGAAGAAGAAGUGAUGCACAUGCAGGAGAAAUUCCGGGUGGACUUCAGUGAAUAUCAGAUAAUUAUUGAGAAGCUGGAGCAUGAGAGGAAUAUGAUGGCUGAUGCUAUUGCAGAAAAGAUGCGAGAACAUCAGCACCUUCUCCGGGUUAAGAUGGAUCUGGGCAUGGAGGUGGCUGCCUACAGGGCUCUCCUGGAAGGGGAGAGAGUGGAUUUGCAAGAUGCUCAUCGGAGGGUGACUCAACAUCAAAGAGAAAGAAUAAUAGAUAUAAGGAUGCCUGCCAAGCCCUACACUCCAAGAGCUUCCACCUUAACCCACAGACCAUCUAUGGAUAUCAGGUACACGCCGCCAGCUUCACACCUGAGAAGAUCCCCUGGGCCUCCCUCUGGGUCCAUGAGUCCCUCUAGGAUCAUUCCUAUUUCAGUUGCAGGCAGAGCUCAGAAUCAGAGCCCUGCAUCCAGGAGGGACAUGCUCUCAUUCACCAAAACCCGGGCUGCCACUUCUGCCCCUGCUACCACCACAGCGAAAGAUAAACAAACAGGCCAGAGUGAAAACCCAACAAGACAACAUUUACAGAAAACAGCAGCAGAGGAGAAAACUGUGGAAAUAAAACAAGUCUCUCAGGUAGAGAACCAAGUCAGUCCCAUCAAGUCAUCUGCUACCGAGACCAAAUCAGUGAAACUGGUAUCACCACCAAUGAUGAGCCUGAGCAGGGAAACUGAGACAGAGAGCAAAAGGCAAGUGUCAGAUGAACAAGAGAAAGAUAAUGUUUAUGGUUGGGAGUUCAAAGAUGAAGGAGAAAUAGAGCCUACCAUGGGCACAAGUGAGAAAAGGCAAGUGUCAGAUGAACAAGAGAAAGAUAAUGUUUAUGGUUGGGAGUUCAAAGAUGAAGGAGAAAUAGAGCCUACCAUGGGCACAAGUGAGAAAAGGCAAGUGUCAGAUGAACAAGAGAAAGAUAAUGUUUAUGGUUGGGAGUUCAAAGAUGAAGGAAAAAUAGAGCCUACGAUGGGCACAAGUGAGAAAAGGAUAUUAAAUCCUGCGUCUAUAGAGGAGAUUGUCGAGAGAGCGAUGAGACCAGCAGGUUCAGAAGUUAUGGUUUGCCCCUCGGGAGAACCAAAGAUAAGGUAUCAUGUGGAGAGAACUGAGCAAGAGGAUGGAACGACUAAGACGCAGAUCGUGUUGGAAUCCAAAGUGGAGGAAGAGCUGGAUUUUUCUGAGGAUUCUGCACUGGAAGAACUACUGAGCCAUGGGGUUAAGAAGGUGUCACUGGAAGACAUCAAGGACACAGCAACAGGAAGCAUGAUCAAGAACCUGCUAAGUGGCCUGCAUGGAAGCGAGUACUUGGAAAAUAAGUCUGUCAAUGUGGAAAUCAUUGAGGAACCGGUGGAGUCGUACAGUGAGGAGGUGUUUGAGCAUGAGCAGAAACUCAGAUCUAGUUUUAAUGAGCCCUCCUCAACAUAUUUCCAAAUCGAGGAGCUUGAAAAUGUCCCUCAUGAUGCUCAAGUUCAGAGGUGUGACGUCGAUGCCAUGAAAACCUUCAUGACAGAUACAGACCAUUGCAAGGGCGGCUCUGAUCAAGCCCAAGAGGUUUCUAGAAAGAGUGAAUCUUCAUAUUUCUCCCAUAACCAAGAGCCUGACGAUUAUUUCGUCUCCACACCAGAUGAUAACCUUUCUGAAACCGAGGUGCGUGGUGGCAUUACCUCCUAUGGCCAUUACGGUAUCGUCGAGGACCUGUCAGAUGAGCGGUAUUAUCAAGAUGAAGGUCUUCUCUCGAAACGGGUGAUUGUCGAGGAAAGUGACGAAUACAAGUCAGGUGAUCACUCGUUUGUCAAGGAGAGUUUCCCAGAGUGCAUCAUUGAAGAAGAGGUUUGUGUCUCCCCUAUAGUGCAGGAGUCAAUGCUUGAGUUCCUGAGAGAGGACUCUUUGGAGCCCAAAGAGCAACUCAAGGGAGCUCUAGAGAAGCUGCAAAGCUCAGUGUCGGGUCCGCUGAGGGAGGAGUUAGCCUUCCUCACAAAAAUGAGUAGUGAUGGUUCACAGACUUUGUCUGUUGAUGUCAAAAAAGUGCAACAGUCAAGCGACAACGGCACCAUGACUAUAGUUGCAGAGCUGAAUGUCUCUCAAACCCUGGAAGACUCAGGGCUGCUGGAGUCAGGAGAUGAUCUAUCUGAAGAGCCGAUCAUGGCAGCGCUCAGAUCUUCUAACCCUGGGCUUGAGAAAGCCUUCCAGGGUGGAGCAGGAGGAGGAUACAGCUUCAGAGUAUCCAAAGAAGAGGAUGUUGUGCACGAUGAAGAGUUUGAAGGCUUUGCUAAAGAAGAAGGAUCUGAAAUCACCGAGAGGCACAUACAACUGGGGGCCUCAGAGAAGUCCUUCAUCUUUAGGAAGGACGCACAUGGCAGCCAGGAUGAGCCCUCAGAGCAAGAGCUGCAAUCUCACCCCUUGGGAACCCCAAUUAAGAUUGUGCAAGAGAAAAGAGUUGCAACAGUUUACCUUGAAAGUCCACUUGAUGACUGAAGAAAGAAAUCAGCCUGAAAUAUUUUCAAGGCAGAGUGCUUACCAAUGUUACUCGUUAAAGUGCACAUUAGAGAUGUGGUUCAGUCCACACAGCUACAUGGCUAUGCUCUAUAAGCAGUAAAACAUGACAUAUCUCAUUGAUUUUGGUGCACUCUUUUGCUUAACCUACUUAACGUGUCACCUAAAACUUGGUGUACCUAACACGAGGCCAGCUAAAUUCAGUUAUUCUUUACUACUUUGUUGUGGUGUUAAUUGUGACUGUUGUCCUAUUAAAAUACUGAGUAUGAACUAAAUUGGGCUGAUUUAAGUUAGGCUUGUGCUGGAAUGUGUAUAACCUUUUUACAGCUUGCAGUUUAUCUUAAAAGAGGUUUGUUUAUUCUACCUAGAUUUCUCUAUUUUUGUCCUAACUUGUGCCGUGCAUCUCAUCAGCCCAUUCUGCAUUUUACAUCAUCCCAUCACAUCCCGUGUCUGCUAUGUUGUGGAAUCUGUUCCAAACCAACAUAUGACAGUUGGAGUUAUGAUGUGCUGUGAACUGUUCCAGAUCAGGGCUUCAAUUUUUCUUUUGACUCGGGCACUGCUGCCAUUACAAAUAGUUUUAGUACUUACUGUAUCCUAAAGCAGAAGUUUAAUAGAAGCAGUAGUCAGUGAAGUGUACAGAAUAUAGUGAAGCUUGUAGCUAAGGUCAGUAUGGUGGGGGUGGGAACAAAAUGUGGUGAUCCGUUUUAAGAAACUUUGAGACUGUUAAAUCUAAGUGAAGUGCCACUUUAAAUGUGCCACUUAAAAGUAGUUAUUAAAUUCCUUGGUUACGUGAUCAAUAUGAAACAUGUUUGUAAAAUGUGUAUCUUUAAAAGGGGUCAAUACCAUACGAAUCAAAUGUUAUGAUGCUAAAAUUGUGGUUUUGAACAUGAGAAAAGGGUGUUGGGAAUUGAACAUAGUGAAUUUGACCAUUUAGAACUCCAAAAAAGGGUUUUCAAUUAGAAAAGACAAUAGUUAGAUGAAGUAGUAUAAUCUUAAGGAAUUGAAAAGGUUCAAUGAUUCCGUUGAAGAAAAUAUAUUCACAACUGGUCUUGAUGAAGUCUCAUGGAUGCCCUUUUGCUUGUCCACAUUUGAGGGUUAUCCCAGUGUUGGCUGGAAGUAUUCACCUUUGCUGGAACAAACACAUGUCCAGACCGUGACUAUUUGUGGAUCAUCUGCUUAGUGGCAUUGACUGUCUAUUAGGGUUUGUUGUGUUGUGCACUAGUUGCAAAGGCCAACAUGGUCCACUAAGAUUAGUGUGGUUGCACAUUUAGUCUAAGUGGCAUCAGCAUGUGCACUGUGUAAGUAUUGCGUAAUGUAUUCACUUGGCACUGUCACAUUAAAGAAAUGUAAUGUUUAGCAUGCAUGCCAUGCUUUUAGAAAUGUGUUAACGGUUAUAAUUCUACAAAAUUAAAUAUCAAUUAAAAAGACAUUUCAUUUAAGUGCCCUGAUACAGCAUAUUUCCUUACAUUCUCAUAUGCAAACUAAAAACAGUGCAUCUCAAUUGUGGCUUAAUAACACAUCUUACAAUCUUGUAAAUAAGUGUUAUCUAGAAAUGUGCAAUUUCACAGCAUACAAAUGUGCAGUGUGUAAAGAAUGUGUAAUGAUUCAAAGAUUCAAUAAAUAUUGGUCAUCAUG
This is a messenger RNA of Pseudoliparis swirei, 5019 nucleotides long. RefSeq names its product synemin, intermediate filament protein (gene synm). Gene Ontology annotation, cellular component: neurofilament cytoskeleton; costamere; intermediate filament. The transcript is spliced from 4 exons. Gene Ontology annotation, biological process: intermediate filament cytoskeleton organization; fast-twitch skeletal muscle fiber contraction. Gene Ontology annotation, molecular function: intermediate filament binding; structural constituent of muscle; structural constituent of cytoskeleton. Bases 118 to 3366 code for a protein of 1082 amino acids. The record is from RefSeq and is a predicted model, not a curated record. NCBI's taxonomy places the organism in Eukaryota, Metazoa, Chordata, Actinopteri, Perciformes, Liparidae.